Messenger RNA from Mesorhabditis belari, 1443 nucleotides. Lineage: Eukaryota; Metazoa; Nematoda; Chromadorea; Rhabditida; Rhabditidae. The record is from the annotation of a GenBank genome assembly.
AUGAAUCUAAUCCUCACAAAUUCACAAAGACUCAAUAAUGUCAAAGCCGAGAUUCGCCCUUGCAAGCCAAAAGUGGAUGACCUAAAAAUCAGAGUACCCUGGGGAUACGUGCCAGAUUUGUCCGAUAAAUACUAUCGACGGGAUCAAAACGACGAAAGUGAGAAAAGCGCGAUCAAGGAGAAUUUGAAGAAAGAUGAGAUUUUGGAUCAAAAUGACGAAAGUGGCAAAAGCGAGACAAAGGAGAAUUCUGCGAAAGAUCAGAUUUUUCACGGGAUUUCUAAAGGGAACUUCUCCGAUAUAAUAUCAGCAAAGCUUUACUAUCCAUACGUCGAUUGGAAUCAAAACAAAGAAAUUUCCGGGGAAAUUGAAAAAGAUACGAAGAAUUGGCUCCGUGUUGCUAUAAAAAGAUACAAAAUCGAUGCUCUCGAAAAGACUUUUGAUGGUUUUACCCGUUUGAGAAGAGAGAUACAAAUUUGCCGCUUUCAAAGACACGAAAAUAUCGUUACCUUUUACGAGGCUUUUCCCGAGAAAAUCAAAUUGGAGAAUGAAGGAGGAAAGGAGAAACUUGAAGCCAUUUGGCUCGUCUCCGAGCGAAUGGAUCACACACUGGAAAAAUACUAUGAACAUCGCAAAGCAAAUGCUGUAAAAAAUGUCGACAUCAGACAUUUGGGAGCACUGCUCACUCAACUAUUGCGAGCAUUAGACUAUCUGCAUCAACGAGGAAUCAUGCACAGAGACGUCACACCAAGGAACAUUGGGAUGAAUCAAAUAGAUUUCCAGAUAAAAUUACUCGAUUUCGGCCUAUCAAGAGAAAUCAAUCCAAAUCUUGAUCAUUCAACCAACGUUGAGACUCCAUUUAUCUACAAACCAAUCGAAGUUCUGAUGAAGGCACGGUAUAAUACAAAAGUUGAUAUUUGGGCCACGGCAUUGGUCGCUCUCGAGAUGUUUGAUUUAAAGCUUUUCAUGCCAACUGGUGAUGAUAAAACUAUUGAGAUGAAGAUCCGAAAACGAGGAGCUGAAAAUGUAGUAAAAGAUCAAAUCUUUCAAGUUCUCGGUGUGCCCCCUGAUCAAUACAAAUCAGCGUUUGAUCGGCCAGUGCCUGAAAGCCCUUGCGAAGAGAAGCUGACAUCGAUUCUCGAAGAUUACUGCAAAACGAAAAACUUAAACACUGUUGGACCAUUGACAGGCGAAGAUUUUCGAGACUUGAUCAAAAUGAUGCUCGAGCCUGAUAUGAUGAAAAGGCCGACAGCGGAUGAUUGUUUAAAGCACGGAUUCUUAAGGAUAUUGAACAUCAAAUAUCAGCAACGCUCGCUGAAUAGCCAGCCACGAAGCGAUGAAGAUAUGAGAAAAAGAAAUGACAAAGAUCGAACGGUUUUGGAAAAGGAAUUUGAAGCUGGAUUCACAAAACUCUCAUUUCAAGUCGAUUUGGAAAAUGAGAAGACU